AUGAACAUUAGCCAGAUUAUUUCCUAUUGGGGCUACCCAGAUGAAGUAUAUGAUAUUGUAACUGAAGAUGGUUACAUCCUUGGCCUUUAUAGAAUUCCUUAUGGGAAGACAAACAAUGACAGAAGUCUAGCUCAGAGGCUUGUUGUAUACUUGCAACAUGGUUUAUUUACAUCUGCCAGCAGCUGGAUUUCAAAUCUUCCCAACAACAGCCUGGGCUUCAUUCUAGCAGAUGCUGGUUAUGACGUAUGGAUGGGGAACAGCAGAGGGACUACCUGGUCCAGGAAACACACGUACCUCAAAACAAAUUCCAAAGAAUUCUGGGCCUUCAGUUUUGAUGAGAUGGCAAAAUACGACCUCCCAGCCUCCAUUGACUUCAUUGUGAAGCACACGGGACAAGAGGAAAUAUUUUAUAUAGGUCAUUCCCAGGGCACCACUAUUGCUUUCAUAACGUUUUCCACAAUACCAAAGAUAGCUGAAAGAAUCAAAAUAUUUUUUGCCUUAGCUCCAGUUUUUUCUAUUAAAUACUCAAAGAGCCCUUUAAUUAAAAGGGCAUACAAAUGGAAGUCAGUGAUAAAGGCUUUUUUUGGCAACAAAGACUUCCUACCUAAUACCUCAUUUAAAAGAUUUGUUGGUUCAAAGCUGUGUACACUGAAGACUAUUGGUAAGAUUUGCCGUGAUAUCUUGUUUAUGAUAUAUGGAUGUGACCUGGAGAACUUAAAUAUGAGUCGUGUGGAUGUGUAUAUGUCACAUAAUCCAGCAGGGACAUCUGUUCAAAAUAUGCUACACUGGAGUCAGCUUUUUAAUUCUAGCCAAUUGAGAGCUUUUGACUGGGGCAGUCCUGUUCUGAACUUGGCUCAUUUUAAUCAGUCCACUUCUCCAUUUUACGAUGUGAGGAACAUGAACGUAUCAACAGCAACUUGGAAUGGGGGCAAUGACUUGUUGGCCGAUCCUGAAGAUGUGAAAAAUCUACUUCCUGAAAUUACAAACCACAUAUACCAUAAAACUGUUUCUUACUACAAUCAUAUAGACUUUUUGUUCGGAUUAGAUGUAUAUCAGCAAGUUUACCAUGAAAUCAUUGACAUUAUCCAAGGCAAUCUAUAA
Messenger RNA from Leptonychotes weddellii (Weddell seal), 1101 nucleotides. Lineage: Eukaryota; Metazoa; Chordata; Mammalia; Carnivora; Phocidae. The record is from RefSeq and is a predicted model, not a curated record.